GGCUCCGUCCAGCUGCCGUCCUCCACACGUCCAAAACCCCCUUUUUCCUCUCAGGACAGUUGAGAUGCGCCAUUAACGUUUCCGCUGUGAAUUCCCUUCGGACUCUGAGAUGAACGUGAAGUGGACAGUGAAACGAUUUGUUCUUAUGUCGUUAUCAGUCUCCCACCUGCUGUUACUUGAGGGAGCUCAGAGUCGACUUUCAGUGGCAGAAGGAAGAUCACAGAGAAGAGCUAAUGCACUUCGGAGGAAACGGGAUCUCCUUGGGGAGGAGACAUAUAGACCGUUGUUGUCAGAGGGCACUCUGUCACGCAGCAUUUUGCACAACUACACAGCCAGAGAUUCCUCUUCAGAAUAUUGUGGCUGCCUUAAUGGUGGAUGGUGUCAGGAGGGCGGUGUGUGUGACUGUGUUCAGUUCCAGGCACUGGGAGAUCGCUGCCAAAUCAUACCUAAUCAGGGCCAGGACAGAGACGGGAUCUGCAGGUCAUGGGGUCAGCACCACUAUGAGACAUUUGAUGGAAUCUACUUCUACUUCCCCGGAACCUGCUCUUAUAUUCUGGCUCAGGAUUGCCACUCAGCUGCACCACAGUACACAGUGUGGGUUCACAACAGCCGAGUGUGUGAGGGGAGUGGGUAUUUAUGUCCAAGAGCUCUCAGUUUGUUCUUCCCAAACGAGGAGGAGAUCCACAUCUCUGGCUAUCAGGUCCACCAGGGAGGCCGCAGGAUGAGUCUGCCUCAGACUGUAGGGGGAGUGUUUAUUGAGCGUUUGGCUGAUUACCUGCUUGUGAAGAGCGUGUUUGGCUUCUCUUUGGCCUGGGAUGGAGGCUCAGGCGUCUAUUUGAAGAUGAGCGAGGAGCACCAGGGCGCCCCGUGUGGCCUGUGUGGGAACUUCAACCACAUUGCCGGAGACGACCUCACCACUGCUCGUGGUAUCCGGACAGAUGAGCCGGCGGUGUUUGCCAACAGCUGGACGGUAGAUCUCCCUCACGAGAGAGCUUGUCCCUCCGUAGAUCUCGACUUUAACGGGCCCUGCAACUCUGAGUCAGACAUGGAUGAUGCCAUUGAGAAAUGCAGUGCGCUCCUCUUCUUUCCAUUUAUAUCAUGUCAUGAAAACAUUGACCCCAAUCCCUUUGUUGCCAGCUGUGUCUCUGACCUCUGUGUGUCUGAUGAUGAGGAAACAUUUUGCCGCGCUUUGGUUGAAUACACCAGAGCCUGCUCCCAUGUUGGAUACCCUGUAAGGGAGUGGAGAGACAGCUUCCCCUCCUGCUAUGAUGGCUGCGAGGAGAGCUUUGUGUAUAGAGACUGCAUCAGCUGUUGUCCUCCUACCUGCACAUUUGAGAAAGAGUGUCUAGGAACCAACCUGCACUGCCUGGAUGGCUGCUACUGUCCCGAUGGUCUUAUUUUACAGAACGGUACAUGUAUCCCUGUUUCUCAGUGUCCUUGUGUUUAUCACGGAACGUCAUAUGCACAAGGACAAGUGCUUCAACAGGGCUGCAGCGUUUGCGUUUGCAUGGGAGGAGUGUGGAAUUGCACUGAGAAUAACUGCACAGCUGAGUGUUCAGUGGUGGGAGAUGUGUUUGUAACCACGUUUGAUGGCAGGAUGUUUCUCCAGCCGGGGGCGUGCCAAUACGUGCUGGCAAAGAGCCGUGGCAGCAGCAAAUUCACUGUCACACUGCAGUAUACGACUUGUGCAGAGCAGCAGGUGUGUAUCCAGUCCGUAACCGUGGUGUUGGAAGAAGAUGUGAGUAAUCAGAUCACCAUGACAAGAGAAGGGGAAGUGAUAAUCGGUGUCCAUCCAGCUCCUGCCCUCCCCUAUGUUGAUGAUGCAGUCGAGUUGCGCCGGCUGACCUCUGUCUUCAUACAGCUGAGGACAGAGACUGGUUUAAAGCUGCAGUAUGACGGACAAGGAGGCCGGGUGUACUUGCAGCUGGACAGCCAGUGGCGUGGACAGACGUUGGGUCUUUGUGGAACUUUUAAUGGAAAUCUACGAGAUGAUUUCUUGUCUCCCGCAGGCAUGAUAGAGGGCACUCCCCAGCUUCACGCCAAUGCUUGGAAGGUGUCAUCUGCUUGUGUCGCCCCAGUUAAUUUGCCCAUUAUAGACCCAUGUGAGAUGAACCAGCACAAUGUGUUCUAUGCAUCCCAGUGUGACGUGCUACUGGGGAGUGUGUUUGCUCCGUGUCAUGGCUACAUCAGUCCAAACAUCUACCAACAACAGUGUCGUUAUCAGGCCUGUCGCUGUGGGAGCAGCUGUCUGUGUACUGCAUUGGCUCACUACACUUACCUCUGCUCCAAACAUGGAGUUGAGGUCAAUUUCAGAUCUCAUGUUUCGGAGUGUGGAGUGGUAUGUCUUGGAGGGAUGCUGUACCACUCUUGUAUGCCAUCCUGUGGACGAUCAUGCCGUGCACUGGGUACCAUUGAGACAUGUCACCCCGAUGACUGUGCUGAAGGAUGCGGCUGUCUAGAUGGCAGUUACUAUGACGAUGUGCGCCAGCGCUGUGUGCAGCUGUCCCAAUGUCAUUGUUAUUCCUUGGGUGGCGUUUCACAGCCAGGGGAGGUGACCUUCGGUGCAUCGGGCCCUUGCCUGUGCAGAAAUGGGAAGAUGGAGUGUGAGCCAGAGGAAAAAGAGCCUGACAGCAUAGAGGUUGGAGAGUGUCCCGAGGGAAAAGUGUAUCACAGCUGCACUGAGCAGAGAGGCGGAGUGGCCUGCGCACCAACCUGCCGAAACCUGAUGUUGAACCUCACCUGUCCACCCAACACGCCGUGCAUACCUGGCUGUGUCUGCCCUCCUGGGCUGGUGCUGCAUCAAGGGGAGUGUUUCUAUCCAGAGAACUGCCCUUGCGCCUGGCUUGGACUUGAAUACCUGCCUGGACAAAUUGUGGAAACAUCUUGUUAUAAAUGUGUUUGUCAUCGUGGCUUUUUUAACUGCAGCCACUAUCCAUGUCCAGCUGUGUGUACGGUUUACAGCGACCGACACUACCACACCUUCGACGGCCUUGAAUACGACUACCUCUCCGACUGCCAGGCCUACCUGCUUAAAAGUGCUGGAGAAACGGAGGUGUCCAUUGUUGCCCAAAACAAGGACUGCUAUGAGAGCGGCAUUGUGUGCAUGAAAAUACUGGUCAUUCACGUGGGGCUCACAAAGAUCUACUUCACCGACAACUCCGGCAAUCCAAACCCUGCUACUGUUGUUGGUCGAGGGUCAGAGUUCGAGCUGUGGAAAGCAGGCUACUACACUGUGGUCCACUUCUCCAAUCAGGAUCUGACCAUUCUCUGGGACCGAAAAACCACUGUACACAUCAGAGUUGGACCUCAGUGGAAGGGCCUUCUCAGUGGCCUGUGUGGAAAUUUUGACAGUGUGACCGUGAACGACAUGACCACAUCUAGCCAUAUGGAAGUCAAUAAUGCACAGACAUUCGGUGACAGCUGGGCGCUGGGACAGUGUGAAAGUGACUACAUACUUGAGCGACCGUGUGAAGGGGACUUGGGGAGACAGCCGUACGCUAAAAGGGAGUGUGCUCUCCUCUACAGUGAUGUGUUUGCACCUUGUCACAACGUGGUUGAUGUGGCCUGGUUUUAUAGGAACUGCCUGACAGACACUUGCAACUGUAAUCGUGGGGGAGACUGUGAGUGUCUCUGCACAUCCAUUGCUGCAUAUGCACAUAAAUGCUGUCAACAGGGGGUCACAAUCCACUGGAGAUCCCCCUCUGUCUGUCCGUAUGACUGUGAAUACUAUAAUCAAGAGUUAGGAGAUGGCCCAUUUUCCUUGGUGAGUGCUGUUUAUAAUGACACCAUGUUUGGUGUGAAUCGCACCAGCAGCUCAGUGUUUCCUCUCAUAAGAGAAAGGCCAGGGCAGUUGCCUCCCCCUGGCCUACUCUUCAACUUCAUGAUCACUGAAGGACUGUUGAAGGACAGGGCAUUACGUGUUUCCGUUGUUUCUCUGGAGUCUGCAGAGAGACCCAACUAUUUUCUCACAGUGUCAGGGCGCAGUCGGCUUCAGUUGGAGCAGUGGAGUCGAGGAGCGGAGUUCGGUCGUAGAGCGACCUUUGUCCAACACCAGGGGCUGUUUCUGACAGGUUACACCUCAUUUGAACUUGUCAGCCAACCUGGAACCUUUCUGACACUCACGCGCACUGCUGCACGAGCCCAGAGAUAUGGCACCACAGAGGGCUUCAAGGCCAGCAGCAGCUUUGCCCUGGAGGAGAGUCCUUUUAUAAUACCUUACCGUAUGAUGUGUGAGUGGCGCUACCAGGCCUGUGCGAGUCCUUGUGUCCACACAUGCAACGAUCCAGAUGCAACACGCUGCCAGUUUCUACCCCCAGUGGAGGGCUGCUUCCCUCGUUGUCCCAAGAGGAUGGUUCUGGAUGAGAUCACAAGAAGAUGUGUCUACACAGAGGACUGUGUUUCCCUUCCCCCAACACCAACACCCUUCGCCUUUGUAACACGAUCCAACAGAACCACAGCAACACCACCGACCUCCAUAGUUCCCACCAUGACCACAAGGAUGACUAUGACUACAACCACAACAAGAACAACAACCACCUCCUCCACCACUGUCAGGCCCACAACCACCACACCCACCACCACUCCAACUGUUCCCACCACAACUACUGAGCGUGUCACCACUCUACUCACCACAUCUCCCACUCCUCCCACUACCAGUGUUUCCACUCCCCCAUCAACUCCACUAGAACCAACCACUCUCAGCACAACUGAAAUGACCCCCACUCCAUCCACAGCGGCCACCACAGCAGCACCCACUACUGUUCCUUCAACUUCUUCUCCUACGACUUUCGUUUCCACCACCACCGUGACCACACCAACUACCCCACCUCCUACAACGUCCCCCACCACCCUGCCACCAUCCACCAUUGUCACCACAACAGCCGCCACCACCACUGUCCCUGAAACCACUACAGAACACACAACCACCCCUCAACCAACUUCAAAAGAAACCACCACCCCACUGGAGACAACCACAACUCCACCAACCACAGAAGCUGUCACUAUGGAGACCACUACUCCAGAAACCUCUCCGACAACAGAGGAAAUAUCGACCAGACCCCCUUUCGUCUGGCCCACGUCACCGUGCACACCCCCGUUCUCCUAUCGUAUCGAUGAGUGUGCCGAGCUCAUUUGUUUCAACGGAGAGCUUCUACUUCACAACUCCACCCACCACUGUCGCUACAACACCACCCAGCCCCAGUGCAGUCUGCUGGGCCUGCCCAUCCUCAUCAACACAGACCCCUGCUGCCCCCUGUGGCAGUGCCCAUGUCGCUGUACUGUGAUGUCAGAUUUGCGUGUGAUCACGUUUGAUGGUAAUAACGCGGCGUUGUAUGACAAUGGCUCAUACAUCUUGGUCAACCUGCCCAGAGAAACUAUUAUUGGCACAGUGGAGAAAUGUCCAACCAGCCAGAGUGUGAACUCCAUCAGACGAACCAGUCCAACAGGUGGAACAUCUGGCCUUUGCUUUAAGAAGUUGAACAUUACCACCUCCAACUACAGGAUCAUAAUCAACCGACUUGAUCGCACGGUGACAGUGAAUUACAGAGCUGUUAAGCUCCCGUUCUCCCAUCACUCGCUGUACGUGGAAGACACGGGACGUAUGUACCUGAUCCACACACCUGGCAGCAUCAGCAUACAGUGGUAUCACAGCACAGGGAUUAUGGUGCUGCAGUACAUCGCCCCUAGUAAUGCAUCUGUGCCCACUCGAGGUCUGUGUGGUUGUUGUGACGGGAAUCCAGAGGAUGACCUGAAGCUGCCGAACGGCACUGUGGUCAGAGAGGUAGGAGACAUGAUGGUCUUUCUGCAGGCGUGGAGAGUUCAUACCACAGACGAGACCGAACACACACGCAGGGUCGGUGACAACUGUACCAUCGGGGACUGCUCCACCUGCCUUUCUAUGCUGCAGCAAAGAGCCUUCACAUCGUGUCACAGCAAGGUGCCUCCAGAGCAGUUUUGUGACAUCAUGUGGGCAGGAGACUUGCACUAUAAGGAUCACCAGUGUGACUUUCUGGCAGCCUAUGUGGCAGUCUGCUACACACACCAAGUCUGCAUCAGCUGGAGGCGACACAAUUUCUGUCCAUUGCGCUGUCCUCCUGGUAAGGAGUAUCAGCCUUGUGUAAGCACCUGCAACAGCCGCACCUGUCUGAACAAAGACUACUACGAGGAAACUACCUGCUCUUUCAUCAGAGAGGAGUGUGUGUGUCGCAGUGGAACCAUCCUGCACCGAGCCGACUCACCUUACUGUGUCACAGAGGACCGUUGUGUCUGCACAGAUAAUGAGGGGAACCCCCGAUCCCCAGGCGAGGUGUGGAACGGCUCGGCUCGAAGCUGCUGUCUGUAUAAGUGCAUGGAGAACGGCUCUGUAGUGGCUGUUGAACCAGACUGCAGCGCUGUGCCUACACCUCUGUGUGAGAGGGAGGGGGAGUAUGUGCUGGAUGUGCUAGAAGAAGGGUCCUGCUGCCCUAAAAAAAUCUGUGAGUGCAACAUGACCAUCUGCGACAGUGAAGCUCCACCCUGUGAUAAUGGAAACCGGCUGGUGAUUGGCUACAGCGCUCUGUCCUGCUGUCCAGAGUACCGAUGUGAGUGUGACCCCAUGGCGUGUCCUCCGUUCAUGGCCCCCGACUGCAGGGAAGAUCAGUUCCUUGUUGAGGUCAGGGCCCAGAAAUCCUGCUGCUACUCUUAUCUGUGUGUGUGUGAGUCAUGUAUUGAGCCCAUUCCAUCUUGCUCACAUGGAGAAAUUCUGGCUGUGGAUCUAAACACUACUAACAGCUGCUGUCCACAGUACCAUUGUGUCUGUGAUAAUAAUCUAUGUCCCACGUCCACUGUGAGCUGUGCACCCGGACUCUCUUUGGUGCAAACUACUAUUCCCGGGGAUUGCUGCCCUCAGAAGCACUGUGAAUGCCAGUGUGAGAACAUAGCUCUCCCCAUGUGCCAGCUAGGGGAGGUACUAGCUGAAGUCCCUGACAGCAGCACCAUCUGUGGCUGUCCUCUGCAUGCAUGUCAGAAGGGUGAGGUGUGUCUUUUCCAAGGAAUGACGGUGCUGGGACCGGGACAGUCUCUGAUUCAGUACUUUGAAGGAGAAAUGUGUUACACUGUGCAAUGUUUGCAUGACAAGGAUCCACACACCGGUUUCUACGCAAUGGAGAUAACAUCUAUCAACUGCUCCCAAAAGUGUGGAUCACACCAGAUGUACGCCCCAUCCACGGAUCCUCAGGUGUGCUGCGGCUCUUGUAAGAACAUCUCCUGCACCUUCACCAAUGAAAAUGGAACAGUGGAGCAUUUCACCGCAGGAAGUUCCUGGGUGGAGAACUGUACGCGUUACGACUGUGUGGAGACAGCAGUAGGAGCGGUGAUUCUUGCAUCUGGGGUUAUUUGUCCUCCUUUCAAUGAUUCAGAAUGUAUUCAGAGUGGAGGUGUUGUUCAGAGCUAUGUGGAUGGUUGCUGCAAGACAUGUUCUGGAGUGGAUGUUUUACCUUUUACCAUUAACCCCAUAACACCCACUGGUAGUACUAACUGUGACACAGGUAAAGAGGAUGGGAAAACAUGUAAGCGUGUGGCGAUUCGAACCACCAUUAGAAAAGAUGACUGCAGGAGCAAUGCACCAGUCACAGUGUAUUCCUGUGAUGGGAAAUGUCCGUCUGCCACCAUUUUCAACUUUAACAUCAACAGUCACGCCAGGUUCUGCAAGUGCUGCCGUGAGAGCGGACUACAAACACGGACUGUCUCACUGUACUGCUCUCGCAACGCCACCAUGGUGGACUACAACUUCCAAGAACCUCUGGACUGCUCCUGCCAGUGGAACUAAACCAAAAUGAAAAUGAGCACAACAGAAGAACGCAUUCUCAAAGGGAUUCAGAGGGACUCUGAGCUUUUUUGUACUAUUGGACAACACCAGCCAUGUUUUUGACCUUGAGUCAUAGUUGUAACUGCUGCCAGUGGAACAUUUCAAGUAGUUUUAUCUGCACUUUAGUUGUCCAUUUCAUUAAGAACUGCUGUGCCAAGCCUGUCUGCUUUUUGGGGGUUUAAUUGAUGGGGCCUGUAGUUUGUUUUUAUAUUUUGCUUCAUAUUAAACAUUAAAAUCAUGUUUGAAACAGCAGUUUUUUGCUUUUUUAAAUGAAAGUAGCUGCCGUGUUCAGUUGAUGUGCAUUUUGGUUUGUGUUUGAUAAAUGGAGCUUUGUACUUUGGUUUCUUAGAAGUUUGAAUUGCUUUCUGUUUUUUUCUAAGUCAAAAAGUUUAAUAAAAUGUUUAACUGUAUACUUGUGUGUGUGUGUGUGUGUGUGUGUGUGUGUGUGUGUGUGUGUGUGUGUGUGUGUGUGUGUGUGUGUGUGUGUGUGUGUGUGUGUGUGUGUGUGUGUGUGUGUGUGUGUGUGUGUGUGUGUGUGUGUGUGUGCGCGCGCGCGCGUGCGAUAACAAACCUCCAG
Messenger RNA from Nothobranchius furzeri (turquoise killifish), 8420 nucleotides. It is a transcript of the gene otogl, whose product is annotated as otogelin-like. Gene Ontology annotation, biological process: L-arabinose metabolic process. NCBI's taxonomy places the organism in Eukaryota, Metazoa, Chordata, Actinopteri, Cyprinodontiformes, Nothobranchiidae. Gene Ontology annotation, cellular component: extracellular matrix. The record is from RefSeq and is a predicted model, not a curated record. Gene Ontology annotation, molecular function: alpha-L-arabinofuranosidase activity; protein binding.